CAGUAGGGAAGUGGGUUCGCCCAGAAUCCCAGCCAACCGGGUGGUACGUUUUCGGCAGGCCUCGUCACGUGGAAGACAGCGCGUCAAGCUCAUCAGCUAUUCCUCGUGGGCAGUUAUGACUUAUUGGCCGAGGACUGCCGCGUUCCACACAACAAGAGUCUUUCUGGAACUCCGGGUGUUUUGGAGACUAGGUUGCUCUGCCUCCCGAUAAAGCAUACCUGUGACAGUGUGAGUGACUGUGUCUGUGAGGCACACCUUACUUGCAUUCCUGCCUUUCUGUACAGGCAUGAUUCGUGUCGCUUUAGAUUCCUAUUGUAAGGAAGGAAGAAUCCCCAACACCAUGAAGAGCGUCCCGACGAUUGUAACCUGCGUGGCUCUAACGCUACUUUCUACUGCGACAUCCCAGCUAACUACUGGUGCUGGGUCUACAGCGAGCACAGAAUCCGCGGGCCCGAGCGGAACUGUUCCCCCGACCCUGUCCUUCAUGACGCCGCCCGCAGACAGCACGGCGUACCCCACCUUCCCGGAGGGAUACAGGCCCUGGGACAGGCCGCUACAAGACCAGCCUGUGGAUGUGAGCUGCAUGGGGCGCGUGGACUCUUCGCGUGCCCUAUCGUGCGCACAGGUUUUCAUUGUAGGGGCACGUGGGAACAGGCAGUCCGUGGAAACCCGUGCCCACGGUGAGAACACGUCAGGUUCCACCAUCAUGCACAAUGACUUCUCGUUAAGUCUGAUCAUGGGCUGUGAGUGGAGAGACUUCCGUCUGGCGAACAUGUCAAGCGACAGUUGGUCUCCUCCCCCGGAAAUGCACAUCUGGAAGCCGAGUAUCGAGGUGGUGAUGAAGGAGGAGUCGGGAGAGUCCCACCCUGUCGUCAGCGUGUCGCCCGAGGGGAACGUGCUGCAGAUGAGAUGGUACACCCUGAAGGUGACGUGUCUGAUGCAGCUCCAGGCCUACCCGCUGGACAGGCAGAAGUGCAGCGUUCUCUUCAACAUCCUGGGCGGCGCACGGAUCCUGUGGGGAUGGUCGACAUACUGGUUUCCAGGGGCAACGCCGGUGGUGACGCGUACAUCCGGGCUACAUUCGCAGCUGCAGCUGGAGACGGUGGAGACGUUUGCUUACGUCAACUCGCUGGUGUUACCUGAGGCGAUCUGCGUGUACGAAGGCGGCGCGUGCGACUACGGCGAGACGGAGAACUGCCUGCGGAAGCAGUGCACCAGCGUGGAGCGGAUCACCUCGCAGGAGUGCCGCACGUGUAACUACUUCAGCGGCGUCUGUCACAACGGCACGGUCCAGGACUGCGACAGUCUGCAGGCAGUAACGCAGGGUGACCAGGUGUUCACGACCGGGGAGCUGCGGUUCACGCUGACCCGGCGGCUGUCCUACCACCUGCUGCAGACCUACAUCCCGUCCAUCAGCAUCGUGGCCAUGUCCUGGAUCUCCUUCUGGCUCAACAAGGACGCGGCUCCGGCCAGGACAGCGCUGGGCGUCACCACCGUCCUCACCAUGAUCACACAGAGCGGGCGCACGGAGGCCAUGCCGGAGGUGUCGUAUGUGCGGGCCGUGGACGUCUGGCUGCUCGUCUGUCAACUCUUCGUCUUCCUGGCGCUCAUCGAGUACGCCUCCGUCAACUACAUCUCAAGGACUAUCAGGGCCAAGGUUGAGAAACCCAGCGAGCCUACAGAAAACUGCAGUUUCUUUAAGAUGCAAGAAGACUGUCAGAAUCAGAAUCACCUUGAGACUCCAGUGAAGGUCACAAAGAUGGACGGCAGACAGAUUGCCGAGAAAAUAGACGAAAUCAGCAAAAUGCUGUUUCCUCUCUCCUUCCUCUUGUUCAACCUCCUCUACUGGUCGGUCUACUUCUUCGUGGUGCGCUGAAGUGCGAAACGUCACCACUAGUUGUGCACAACGUCAUCAAAACUAGGGCACAGGACCAUGAUGCGUCAUCCAUCCUUUAAUCGGAGAAAUGGAUUGUGAACGCGCCGACUCGUCUUCUGUAGUGUCUUAUAAGAUCACAUUAGCCGAGGACCAAGCCAUGAAAUAUACACGGACAUAUGGGCGACUUUGGUCCAUCCCAUUCAAAAGCGUUGUCACUGGGAAAGCGAAGGUUGGCGACAGCAAUUUUGUUUUACCGCCAUGCGUGUUCAGGAAGGGACAUGUCUGCAAUAUUUCAGGCCACCUAUUUUAAUGACUCCCAUGAUAUUGCCUGCCUGACAUGUCAGAUGGCCGAAUGGCAGCAUUUUCGCAGAAUCACACCCUCACGAGUCGACAUUUUGGAUGUGUUUGGAAAUGUUGCCUUACUAACUAAAACGAG
This is a messenger RNA of Branchiostoma floridae (Florida lancelet), 2312 nucleotides long. RefSeq names its product gamma-aminobutyric acid receptor subunit rho-1-like. The coding region runs from base 287 to 1876 and encodes 529 amino acids. Gene Ontology annotation, biological process: chemical synaptic transmission; nervous system process; regulation of membrane potential. Gene Ontology annotation, molecular function: neurotransmitter receptor activity; extracellular ligand-gated monoatomic ion channel activity; chloride channel activity. The record is from RefSeq and is a predicted model, not a curated record. Lineage: Eukaryota; Metazoa; Chordata; Leptocardii; Amphioxiformes; Branchiostomatidae. The transcript has 12 exons. Gene Ontology annotation, cellular component: synapse; membrane; neuron projection.